Messenger RNA from Phycodurus eques (leafy seadragon), 3107 nucleotides. Its product is annotated as GTPase IMAP family member 8-like. The transcript has 6 exons. The record is from RefSeq and is a predicted model, not a curated record. NCBI's taxonomy places the organism in Eukaryota, Metazoa, Chordata, Actinopteri, Syngnathiformes, Syngnathidae. Gene Ontology annotation, molecular function: GTP binding. Bases 207 to 2636 code for a protein of 809 amino acids.
UUGUGAUUAUUCUUCAAUCUCAGCAGUGCGCACAUGGAGAUGCAGACUGUUUAGGUCGGUCUCAUACGUUGAUACAUACGACAGCUUUCAAAUUGUUCCUGGCCAAUAGCAGAGCUCAGACAAACAAUCAUCAGCGUGGACCCCAGUAGAGUCCUGGGGGUUGGUUUACCUGCCAGUGAUUUCGUUUGAGUGAGACACCAGGAAGAAUGGCACACGAGGAGGAGAUAAAAGAGAUGCCUGAGAGAAGACUGGUGCUGAUCGGUGGUAGACGGGAUGGUAAAAGCUCCUCGGUCAACACAAUACUGAGAGAUGAACAGUUCGAAUCCGGCCGGACUCGAACAGCUCAAUGCGAAGUGAGACAUGGAAUAGUGGGGGGCCGGAACCUGGUGGUGGUUGACACUCCGGGAUGGAAGAGCUCUCCCUGCCUCAGCGAGAUCCCAGAAAGAGACAAGCAACAAUUUCAACUCUACGCAUCCAAGUGUCCACCUGGACCGCAUGCUUUCAUCCUCGUCAUCCCCACCGAUUCUAGGUUCUCCUUUAAGCAGAAGAAGACUUUGGAGGAACACAUGACGCUGCUGGGGGAACAGGCGUGGCGAUACAGCAUGGUGCUGUUCACCUUUGGUGACUACCUGGACAACAACACCAUUGAGCAGCACAUUGAGCGUGAGGGUGAAGCGCUCACCUGGCUGAUAGGAAAGUGUAAGAACAGGUACCACGUGCUCAACAACAAGGACAAGAGCAAUUCAUCUCAGGUCACUCAGCUGAUGGAGAAGAUUGACGAAAUGGUCGAUGACAAUGAUAACAGCUUCUACAUGCUGGACAAUCACAUAUUCCACAACAUCAAGAAAAAGCAAGAAGAAGUGGCUCAAAAGGCCAAAGAGCGAUCGAGGCGGGCCUUGGAACAAAGAGAGGAAAUGAAAAUGACUGUUUCAGAAAUGGAACCCAUCCAGCAACUUCGUAUUAUUCUCCUGGGCAGCCGCUUUGUCGGGAAAACCUACGUAGGGAACACCAUCUUGGGAAUCAAAGAAAAUGAUGAAGGAAGAACAACGCUCUCCCAGGUCCUGCAGGGCUCAGUGGGCAGGACCAACAUUACAAUUGUGGACACUCCAAGUUGGCAGAAAGGCUUCCUUGCGUGCGACACGCCGGAAAUGAUCAAGGACAGGGUGCUGCAAAGCAUGUUCAAGUGCCCCCCGGGCCCCCACGUUUUCUUGCUGGUGAUCGACGCAGAUGCCUCGUUUAACACCAAGCACCUGUAUGCAGCCACCUCUCAUGUAGAGCUGUUCGGAGAGGGUGUGUGGAAACACACAAUGGUGGUGUUCACCCGAGGAGACUGGCAAGGGUCGCACAGCAUAGAAGAAUACAUCGAGAGCGAGGGGAAAGCCCUGCAGUCGCUUGUGGAGCGAUGCUGGAACAGAUAUCACGUUUUGGACAAGAUGAACAAAGACAACGGCACCCGGGUUGACGAGCUGCUGGAGAAAAUCACGCUGACUCUGGCAGGGAACGGAUGGAAACAUUUUCAACCCAAUGAGAUGAUGAUGAAGGCUUUGAUGGAGAGAGAAAAAAAAGUGGAAAACGCCACCAAACUGAGAAGUCAACUCAAGGCCACCAGAGUAGACAAAGGUUCUGCCCAAAAGCUGAAGGAGCUGAGAAUUUUGAUUCUUGGUGAAAAGAUGUCAGGAAAGACAACAGCAGCAAAUUGCCUCCUGUGGAGCAACGUGUUUCCCACUCAACCGAAUGACGGGUGUCUGGCCUGGCAGGCACAGGUCGCUGGCAGGCAAGUCACAGUGGUCGACACCCCGGGCUGGUAUCGCGAGCGCCAAUGCACCUGGGAGCAGGACCAAGAAAUAGUCCGAGGUCUGAGCCUGAGCCCUCAGGGGGUCCACGCUGUUCUGUUUGUGAUUUCCCUGGAUUUGAAAUUCACCAAGGCCAAUCAGGAGACCCUAGAGGAUCAUAUUAAGCUCUUUGGCGACAGCGUCUGGAACCAUACAAUGGUUCUGUUCACAGACGCGGACACCUUGGCUGACAGAUCCCUGGAGGAGUAUAUCGAGAGGGAGCACAGAGAGCUGCAGUGGUUGGUAGACAAGUGUGGAAACAAAUACCACUGUCUGAACGUCGCAGAGACAAGCAACAUUCGCCAGCACAACGAGCUGUUUGAGAAGAUAGAGGAGAUGACAGCAAAGAACCAGGGCCGCCUCUUCCGACCCGACAUAAAAGACAUCCACCUGAGGAUUGAUGAGAAGUUCCAGAAGAAGAAAAUCAAAGAUACUGUGCAACAUUUGAUAGAGCAGCAGUGCAGGAGCCGAGAACUGGAACUGUUGAAGGGCUUCAAGGAGAAGCUCGAAAAGCUGCAUCAGGACAUUAAGGAGAUUGUCCCCGCUCCAGUGGCACUAAGCACAGGUUUCAAGGGCAAGGUGAAGAAGAAAGCUGUCCUGUCAGAUAUUGAACAAGAGAUUGAAGAGCUGAAUAAGAGCAUUUUCAAGUCAAUGGAUCGUCUUCGGAACAGCAUGGACUUAAUCAGUAAAUUGAGUGGAUCCACCCAAGACAUGGAUCACGAUCUCAAAUGGUUGUCUACGCUUCAAAUCAGCACAAAUCAAGACUCCCAGCUCACACUCGACUUUUCAGAGUCAUCGAGAUAGGAAGGCAGUUCUUUUUGCUUUCACAUUGCAAGUUGAUUGGAAAGUACGGGUUCGAGAUGAGGCGUGUUUUGAUGUUUUGGUUUUUUUUUAUGUCAUGUUUCAUUUGUGUUUACGUAUUCAAUAUGUCUUCCUUUCUCAUAUUUGUCAGUACAGCAACCCAAAGUAAGUAAUAGGUAAACUCCACGAGUAAUUGACACCCACCCAAAAAGGUUUUUCUUCUAAUUUAUAGAUAUUUUAAUUGCCUACAUGAUGACAGCAAAGCAAGUUUCACCCCCCUCCCAAGGUUAUGACCUGCCUGAAAAAAAAAAAGAAACUCCUCCCCUCAGUUCAUCAUAGUUGCCUGGCACCAAGAUGCAACUUUUCUCUGGGGUAGAGUGUGGGUCAUAAAAAGUUAUGUAUAUUUUGUCAGGUCAUGAAAAACUGCAAACUGCUUGCAGUGACUUCGCCAAUAAAUGUUUCUAUAUAUGUCCA